Emericellopsis cladophorae is the source of this 2301-nucleotide messenger RNA. Its product is annotated as F-box and WD-40 domain protein 1/11. The record is from RefSeq and is a predicted model, not a curated record. Bases 1 to 2301 code for a protein of 766 amino acids. The transcript has 2 exons. Lineage: Eukaryota; Fungi; Ascomycota; Sordariomycetes; Hypocreales; Bionectriaceae. Gene Ontology annotation, molecular function: protein binding.
AUGGACACCUUCUCCCCCACACACCAGCCCGACGAAGGCUACUCUGAGGAUCCCUUGGGAACUUCCGGGGACAACGAGCUCUCGAGCGCCCUGUCAAACGUCAGAACCGAAGACCUGCCGGCCUGGAUCGCCUCGAACGCUGCCUAUCUGCCCCUUGAGCUGAAGAAAGAGCUCACUAUGGCUCUCCUAAACCAAUUGCCCACGGCGGCCGUCUGCGAGAUUGUCGAACGAUUAAGCCCCCGAUUGUACAUCGACUUUGUCCGCUAUCUGCCCACCGAAGUCUGCCUCAAGAUCCUCAACUUCCUCGAACCCGACUCUUUGAUCAAUGUCCUCCGCACGUGCAGAGCUUGGUAUGAGCUCUCUCUCGACUACAAACUAUGGGAGCGAAUGUACCAUCUCGAGGGCUGGAAGGUGGUGCGCAACGAGAUCACAAAAUGGGAGCAGCGGGUGACGCACGGUCUCACAGAGUCUAUAGGACAUUUACAGCGCAUGCAGAGUACCGAUGGGCACUCGAGCAAGAUUCGACGGGUGGCGCGGGACGAUGGCGACACUGAUAUAUUCAUGUCCGACAGCAUGCUAUGCCUGCAAUUCGACGCAGAUCCCGCCGAGGAUCUACUCGUUUCAGGGAGCAGUGAUUCCGAUAUCAUUGUGUGGAAGUUCUCUACCGGCGAGAUCCUCCAGAAGAUUACCAAAGCUCAUUACGAAUCUGUGCUCAAUGUUAAGUUUGACAAGGACGUUCUGAUCACAUCAUCCAAGGACAAGAGCAUCAAAAUCUUCAAUCGAAAACCGCUGCGAUUUGGUGAGCUCGGGUACGAUUCUGAUGUGUUCCUCCCAGCCGUCAAGAAGCUUCAAUACAUGGGGUAUGAGCCGGAAUUGGCCCGCGAGCUUCCCAUCAAACCACCAUUCUCCAUGAUUGGGAGGCUGGAAGGCCAUGGUGCUGCCGUAAAUUCCAUCGCCAUCCGAGGGCGUCAGGUUGUCUCGGUGUCUGGUGACAGGCACGUCAAGGUGUGGGACUGGCCGACCAUGACCUGCACCAUGACCAUACCUGCACACGAGAAGGGAGUUGCAUGCGUCGAAUUUGACGGCCGAAGAAUCGUGAGCGGCAGCAGUGACUGCGCUGUCAGCAUCUUCGAUGCCCCGACGGGUGUUAACAUCGCCACUCUCAAGGGCCAUGAACAGCUGGUGCGCACUCUGCAAGCUGGAUUUGGCGAUCUGCCUUAUAGUCGCCACCAGGAUAUCGUUGAUGCGAGGCGGAUUAAUCAAGACUUCUUGGAGGCUGUCAACAGUGGCCGCAUUGACCUUGAAGAUCCAAGACCUCGCGCCCGUGAAGCCAGUGCUGGCGGAUCACGACCUGAAGACAUCCACGCAUAUGGCAAUCUUAGUUUGCCUCCAGAUGGCGGUGGCGGUAGGAGGUAUGGCCGGAUCGUUUCCGGUUCAUACGACCAUAGCAUCAUCAUCUGGCGGCGCGAUAAAGAGGGUGUUUGGAAACCGGCGCACCGUCUCCGUCAGAACGAAGCCGCUACGGCUGCGCACCAGCGGGCUAUGGAGGAACUAGAGAAUCCCGACCCUGUGGCGAGACUGGCUCAGCAAAGCAGCGUCGUCGCGCAAGCGUGUGGUCUGGGACAAGUCUCUCUCCCAAUGCCCAACGUCCAUGAUUCACAGCCCUACCUGUCAUCGGGAAUCUACACCGCGCUCAUAGACCAAGUCGUUCUUUCUGGAUCGUCGAUGCUGCAACAAGCGCUGGCGAAUUACCCAGGUCUUUUGGCCCAUUACACAUAUUUACAAAAGGCCAUUGAUCGAGAAACAUCACAGGAUAUGCGGCGUGACCUGCGAUUGGUGUUGGAGGCAGCGGUAAAUGGGCUACAGACUGCACGCAGACUGCAGCGGCAGGAAAGCAUGGCAUCGAACAUCUCCAUGGCACCUACGGCAGGGUCUGCAGCCUCCCAGGGCGUGGCAUCCGUCAGACAAGGCUCGCAGACCUCGACGACAGAUAACGACGGUGAUGCGCCCAUGCCCGCUGCGCCACUAGCACAGACUCCAGCGCCGCCGGCCGAAUCUCAUCAGCACCACACAGUGCCAAGUAACGUUCCAACCCUGCACGCCAAUCCACCCGCAAACGCGCUUCACCCAGGUCAGCCUCUGCCCUUUGCAGACAAUGCGUCGUGUCGCGUGUUCAAGCUCCAGUUCGACGCACGCAAACUUAUCUGCUGCAGCCAGGCCUCGAUCCUGGUGGGGUGGGAUUUCUGCAACGGAGAUCCCGAGCUAGAGGAAGCCAGUCGCUUCUUCGCCGCGAUUGACUGA